This is a messenger RNA of Arvicola amphibius (Eurasian water vole), 717 nucleotides long. It is a transcript of the gene Kcnmb3, whose product is annotated as potassium calcium-activated channel subfamily M regulatory beta subunit 3. Gene Ontology annotation, molecular function: potassium channel regulator activity; calcium-activated potassium channel activity. Gene Ontology annotation, biological process: potassium ion transport; detection of calcium ion. Gene Ontology annotation, cellular component: voltage-gated potassium channel complex; membrane. The record is from RefSeq and is a predicted model, not a curated record. NCBI's taxonomy places the organism in Eukaryota, Metazoa, Chordata, Mammalia, Rodentia, Cricetidae.
AUGCAGCCCUUCAGCAUCCCGGUCCAAAUCACACUGCAGGGUGGCCGGAGGCGCCAGGGGAGGCCAGCACUUGCAGCUUCCAGCAGAAGCGAUGGAGACCCGCUGAAGGUGCACCCGAAACUUCCAUCAAGCGCGGGAGAGGACCGUGCCACGCUGCUGGGCAUUGCCAUGAUGGCCUCCUCUGUGCCGAUGUUCUUCCUGUUGGGGACCACGGUGUUGAAGCCUUUCUUGCUCAGCUCUAACAGAGAGGAGUUCAAACGCAACCACCGUCCAACACCGCGCAUUGCAGAGGACUGGCUGGACUUCACCUUUACCUGUGAGGGCAGCUGCCAGGACCAGGGUGGGUAUCCCUGUCUGCAGGUGUUCGUAAAUCUCACCCACUCAGGCCAGAAAGUGCUUCUCCACUACGACGACGAGGCCGUCAGAAGCAACCCCAAGUGCUUUUACACGCCCAAGUGUCACCGAGACAGGAACGAUCUGCUCAACAGUGCCCGGGACAUCAAGGAAUUCUUCGAUCACAGAAAUGGAACUUUCACUUGCUUCUACAGUCCCGACGGCCAGAUGGGAGUUGUCCUGAGGAAGUCCGGCCACAAGGUUGUUUUUCAUUGCUUGCUUUGGCCUUUACUGACUUUGCUGGGUGGGGCCCUGAUUGUUGGCUUGGUGAGGCUGACACAGCAUCUCUCUCUUCGGUGUGACCAGUACAGCAACGGUGGCUGA